GAAGGAGGGUAGAUGCAAAAGCGAAAGCAGGAAACAGCUUCAGCCGUGCAGCCCCACAGAAGCCGAGGCUGAGACCUUUCUGCUGCCUGGUCCUACUCAUCAGACUGACGCAUCGGUCCCCAUCGCAAGGGGCCCCGCCUGACGUGAAAUGCAGAAGCCUGUAUUGGCCCCCCAAGGAGGCUUCUGCUUCGAGAAUUGCCAGAGAAAUGCAUCCUUGGAACGCGCCUUUCCGGGUCCCCGGGUCCCUCGUGCACACAAGACCGGGACCACCAUCGCAGGACUGGUGUUCCGAGAUGGUGUCAUCCUGGGAGCAGAUACGCGGGCCACUGACGAUAUGGUCGUAGCGGACAAGAACUGCGAGAAGAUUCACUACAUCGCCCCCAAAAUUUAUUGCUGUGGGGCUGGAGUAGCCGCCGAUGCCGAGAUGACUACACGGAUGGCAGCGUCUAACAUGGAGCUACACGCGCUAUCCACGGGCCGCGAGCCUCGAGUGGCUACUGUCACCCGCAUCCUACGCCAGAUGCUCUUCCGGUACCAAGGCCACGUGGCGGCAUCCCUGAUAGUGGGUGGAGUAGACCCGACAGGACCGCAGCUGUAUGGCUUGCAUCCCCAUGGGUCCUACAGUCGCCUUCCCUUCAUGGCCCAGGGAUCUGGGCAGGAUGCGGCUCUGGCGGUGCUGGAGGACCGGUUCCAGCCGAACAUGACACUGGAGGCGGCGCAGGGGCUGCUGGUGGAAGCCAUCACCGCAGGGAUCCUGGGUGACCUGGGUUCUGGGGGCAGCGUAGAUGCGUGUGUGAUCACUGCAAUGGGCGCCAAGCUGCUGCGAACACUCAGUUCACCUAUAGAACCCAUGAAAAGACUUGGCCAUUACCGAGUGGCACCUGGAACCACAGCAGUCCUGACCCAGACGGUGCAGCCAUUGAAGCUGGAGCUCCUGGAGGAAACUGUGCAGGCCAUGGAUGUGGAGUGAAGUCACCUGAGGCUUUAGAGCUCCAAAUGAGUGAAACCAACCUGGGAAAAUACAGACACCUAAAGAGA
Chinchilla lanigera (long-tailed chinchilla) is the source of this 1038-nucleotide messenger RNA. It is a transcript of the gene Psmb10, whose product is annotated as proteasome subunit beta 10. The transcript is spliced from 8 exons. Gene Ontology annotation, cellular component: proteasome core complex. Gene Ontology annotation, molecular function: threonine-type endopeptidase activity. Bases 149 to 970 code for a protein of 273 amino acids. The record is from RefSeq and is a predicted model, not a curated record. Lineage: Eukaryota; Metazoa; Chordata; Mammalia; Rodentia; Chinchillidae.